UUUUUUUUUUUUCUUCUCUUCUUUCAUAUACAUUAUUUUACCAUGAACGCCGAAAAACUCGCUAAGCUUCAACAACAAGUCCGUAUCGGUGGCAAGGGUACUCCUCGUCGUAAGGUCAAGAAGGUGACCAAGACCAACACUGGUGACGACCGUAAGCUCCAAGCUGCUCUUCAAAGUUUGAAGUGUCAACCUAUUCCUGGUAUUGAAGAAGUCAACAUGUUCAAGGAUGAUGGUAAGGUUAUCCACUUGUCUGCUCCUCGCAUCCAAGCUGCUGCCAAUGCCAACACCUUUGCCAUCCACGGUCGUGCUACCGAAAAGGAUUUGACUGAACUUGUUCCUGGUAUCUUGAACCAAUUGGGUCCUGACUCUUUGGCCAGUCUCCGUAAACUUGCUGAAGCUUACCAAGCUGCUCAAGGUGGUGCUGCUGCUGCUGGUGAAGACGAUGAUGAAAUCCCUGAUUUGGUUGAAAGCUUCGACAAGGCUGAAGUUGAAGACAAGGCUGAAGAAAAGGCCGAAUAAAUACAUUAUUAGUUAUCCCUUCUCUUUGUUUGUAUAGUUGUUGAUUUUUUUAUUUUUACUGAAGUUAUUACCAAAAUAAAAAAUGCAUAUUUUUGAACAAUUAA
Molecule: messenger RNA, 623 nt
Organism: Halteromyces radiatus
Lineage: Eukaryota; Fungi; Mucoromycota; Mucoromycetes; Mucorales; Cunninghamellaceae
Product: NAC domain-containing protein
Exons: 3
Coding region: 43-519 (158 amino acids)
Cellular component (GO): cytosol; nascent polypeptide-associated complex
Source: RefSeq, a predicted model, not a curated record